Messenger RNA from Agrilus planipennis (emerald ash borer), 1388 nucleotides. RefSeq names its product probable serine hydrolase. The transcript is spliced from 2 exons. Bases 169 to 1185 code for a protein of 338 amino acids. The record is from RefSeq and is a predicted model, not a curated record. Lineage: Eukaryota; Metazoa; Arthropoda; Insecta; Coleoptera; Buprestidae.
AGUGUGUUAUUCAAGCGCUCCAAGUAACAGUAAAAAAAAUAAAAGUGACUGAGCACUUUCCAAAACAAAACUUGUACUUUGAACUCGUUCACCUUAUUACAAAUAUUAUCGUCAUCACUGUUAUCAGUUAGAAUCAUUCCGGAUAGUACAAACUUUUGAAAAGUUCAAAUGUUCUUCAAAAAAGCGCUUUUCUGUUACUUAAACAAAAAUACCGUAGCUGCUCGCAAAAUAGCCACAAAGAGAGAAGUCUGUGAAAUUCGUAUUCCUGUACAAUGGGGUCACGUUGCUGGUAAAUGGUGGGGGCCCAGGGACAAAAGGCCGAUCUUAGCAUUACAUGGAUGGCAGGAUAAUGCCGGUACAUUUGAUAGAUUAAUACCAUAUUUACCAUUUGAAACGCCCGUUUUGGCGAUAGACGCUCCUGGUCAUGGCUUAUCUUCACAAAUACCCCAUGGAAUGACGUAUCAUGGUACAGAUAUAUUGCGAUUACUAUAUGAAAUUGUACGUUUUUUCGAAUGGUCUAAAGUUUCAUUUUUGGGCCAUUCCAUGGGUGCAAUUUUAAGCGCUCUUUUUACAGUGCACUUUCCAGAUCUGGUAGAUUUUAUUAUUUGUAUUGACAAUUUAAAGCCCCUUUCUCUAAGGGAAAAUGCCAAAGACUUAGAGGCAAAUGUAAAAGAAAUGGAAUUAUUUAUAAAAUAUAAUCAAUUGAAUUCCUCAGCUUUACAACCUCCAGUUUAUACAUGGGAAGAUUGUGUAAAGAACUUAUCGGAAGGAAGUAAAGGAUCAGUCUCAAUAGAAUCGUGUAAAUACUUGCUUUACCGAAAUCUAAAGGAAUCGCAAACUGAACCAAAUAAGUUUUACUUUACAAGGGAUCCACGAAUUAAAGCAAUGAAUGUGUCUAAAAUCAAUCAAACUCAGAGUGUUGAGUAUUACAAAAGAAUAAUUUGUCCAAUUUUAGUAUUGAAAGCUGAUAAAAGUCCAUACGAUCGUAAUAAAGAAAAAUUUUUCGAAGUAUUAGAAGUUGUUAAAAAAAGCAGUAGGGGUUGUAAAUUCUUUUACGUGCCUGGAACUCAUCAUGUUCAUUUAAAUAAUCCUGAAGUUGUAGAAGGUCACAUAAAUGAUUUUCUUAAAAUUUAUGAUACAGGUAAUAGAGGAGGUAUUCCAUUAAAAAAAGAAAUAUUUUUGUAAUAAAAUGUAACCACAUACUACAUUGGUAUUGUAAAUUUGUUAUUUUUUUUUCAGUACAUUAUGAAUAGUUUCUUAUAAAUUAUUUGUUUUUAUAUUUUAAGGAUAAAAAUAAUCAGUGUACAAAAAGAAUUUCCGUGUCAAUUAAUUAUGUCGAUAAUUUGCCUUAAAUUAUUAGUAUUUUAUUACUUAGAUGAAAUAUUGUG